Messenger RNA from Eutrema salsugineum, 1225 nucleotides. RefSeq names its product tetraspanin-20. The record is from RefSeq and is a predicted model, not a curated record. Lineage: Eukaryota; Viridiplantae; Streptophyta; Magnoliopsida; Brassicales; Brassicaceae. The transcript has 6 exons. Gene Ontology annotation, cellular component: membrane. Bases 151 to 987 code for a protein of 278 amino acids.
UAAUAUAUUUUUUUUUGCCAGAAAUCAUUAUAUUCCCGUAAUCACCAGAAUUGUAUAUGUCUCCUCGCGAUCGCUGAUCAGAUAUUAUCAGAAUUUUCGUUCUGCUUUUUCAUAUUUUCUCAGAUAUCGAUAGAAAUCGUGUUAGAAAAAAUGAGACACAAUUGCUGUCAUGUCUCGUUCGCUUCCGUUCUCAAGAUCCUCAAUUUCCUUCAAGCUUUUAUCGGUGUAUCAAUCAUAAUCUACUCGGUUUGGAUGCUCGAUCAAUACAACCGCCACGUACCCGUCGAACCUCCUCCGCCGCAGCCUCCGGCAGCUUCAUCGCCGGAUUCUUAUUCCUUUUCUAGUACUGGAGCUGAGAUCACCAGUCUCUGUGGUUCCUUGAAGAAUCCCAUCAAAUUCGUAUCGGGUAUCGAUUGCUCUGGUGGAGAUUCGGGUUUCAACCUCCGUUCCCUAGAUCUUCCUGCUCCAUGGUUCAUCUACUCGUUCAUGGCGAUUGGGAUUUUGGUCUGCAUUGUCACUAUCAUCGGUUUCAUAGCAGCUGAAGCUAUCAAUGGCUGCUGCUUGUGUUUCUAUUCUAUUCUCAAAACUCUUCUCAUCAUACUUGAAGCGGCUCUCGUGGGAUUCAUAGCGAUUGACCGUCACUGGGAAAAGGAUCUUCCGUAUGAUCCAACUGGAGAACUCACUAGCCUUCGAGCUUUCAUUGAAGCAAACAUCGAUAUUUGCAAAUGGGUCGGCAUUGUUGUGGUGGCGGUCCAGUUACUGUCAUUGCUAAUGGCUAUGGUUCUGAGAGCUAUGGUUUCACCGCGACAAUCAGAGUUUGACGAUGAGGAUGAUUAUGAGAACCCGAUGAGUAGAGCACGUGAGAAUCUUCUUGGUCCGCAGGCAAACCAAACAUCUUCUGGAUCAAGCAAUAUUGACAAUUGGAGGUCCCGAAUCAGAGAGAAGUACGGAUCAAUCAACGGUCAGAGUCAGAGUCCAUCAGUUUAACUCAAAAGACUGUGGUCUUGUGUUUGGAAUCAUCAACUUCCUCUCUCCCCAUUUUUUUCUCUCUCGCUGUCUUUGUAACUUUCGAGUGUGCAUAAAUAUUACACCACUAUGUAAUCGUUUGAUCUUGUUUGUUGAAACUCGGCUUAGAUCUUAGCAACACUGCUUUCAUUUUUUAUUUGUACAAACCAUUACGAGAUGUGUGUUAAAAUGGGAAUAACUUCUUAUUGCUCUGAUUCAA